Messenger RNA from Beauveria bassiana ARSEF 2860, 540 nucleotides. RefSeq lists its product as uncharacterized. NCBI's taxonomy places the organism in Eukaryota, Fungi, Ascomycota, Sordariomycetes, Hypocreales, Cordycipitaceae. The transcript has a single exon. Bases 1 to 540 code for a protein of 179 amino acids. The record is from RefSeq and is a predicted model, not a curated record.
AUGCUCCCCACCUUCUCUUAUUUUAUUAGCCUAACCCUCAGCCUCGUGGGCGGCACCAUCGCCGGGCCGAUCCUGGCCCCGCGAACUUGCUACCCCACAGAAACGGCGAGCCAGCUCUGCUACACCGCACCCAACAACGAUCCGCAGGGCGUUGACAUCAAGGACGUGCAGUUCAUCGCGUCCUACCUGCGGGCUUACGGCGCGCAGACACGCGCCGGUAGACUGUUCAGCAUGGCCGCCAAGGACACGCCCGACUGCGCCGAGUGGCAGCUGUACGCCCACGGCACCGCUCGCGCCGUGGCCAAGCACAUUGACCUGACGGUCGACUCGAGUGUGCUCUUUAGCGACAUUGCCACCACGAUCGAUGGCGGUCCAAAUGCCAGUUCUGCCCAGCAGGCCGCCGCCCUGAUUGGAUGUGCCACCGACGGUGGCUCCAAGGGUGUCGCCGUCAACGCUAGCAACCCGACUUAUUCGGGUCCGACCUACCCCAAGGGCUAUGUUACCAAGGGUAUUUUAGUCAAGAUUGUGGCUGCGGGUUAG